Haliotis rubra (blacklip abalone) is the source of this 1016-nucleotide messenger RNA. RefSeq lists its product as uncharacterized. The transcript has 4 exons. The coding region runs from base 210 to 1016 and encodes 268 amino acids. The record is from RefSeq and is a predicted model, not a curated record. NCBI's taxonomy places the organism in Eukaryota, Metazoa, Mollusca, Gastropoda, Lepetellida, Haliotidae. Gene Ontology annotation, cellular component: nucleus.
GGGCGGUAUUCAUAAAGCUUCUAAGAAUUUUCUUAGUUUUUUACUUAAGUUUCCUUAAAAAUUCUUAAGUUUAAGAAAAAUUCUUAGUUUCUUUAUUAACCCAAACUAAGAAAAAAUCUUAGCUAAAAAUGUUCUUACAACUUAGAAUCUUCUAAGAAGAAAUCAUAAAGCAUGAUGGGAUCGUACGUACCGGUAUUAGUGGUACACGAAUGACGUUUCGGAAAACCCCAAGUCUAAUUUUAGUAACGGAAACGAACUCUUCAGCCGAAAAGAUAGGAAAACCUUUUAAGGCAGACGACAGCAAAAUGGAACCACCGACAAAAAAGUCAAGAAAACCUAACUGGACGGAGGAGCAGAAUUUGCUUCUAACCCGCCUUGUGGAGCAAAACAAGAGUCUCUUACUAGGCAAAUUUGGCGCGGGUGUAACAGCACAAAAGAAAAAGGAAAAAUGGGCAGACAUAUGCGCUGAAAUCAAUUCCACCUUCCAAAAUGUAACUAGAUCUGUGGAAGAGGUGGAGAAGAAGUGGCACAAUAUUCAAUCCAAAGCCAAGUGUGACAUAUCAGCCUAUAAAAGGUCAACAAGCACCACAGGAGGUGGUCCAUCCUGCACCCCCCUGUCAACAGUGACGGAAGUGGUUAGGGACAUCCUGGGCGAUGACAAUAUGGUCAUUUCGGGGGUCCCGAACAGCACUGACUCCAGCAUGCUGCAAGUACUGGCGAUGUCACCCAGCUUUGAAGCCAACAGAUUAGACACUUUCAGUGAGGUUGAUCUGAGGAGGCUGGAUUUCUCCGGGGUGCAGGUCCCAGUCAUGCCGACAACAGUGAGCGAGCCCCUAGUCAGAGUGUGUCCACCAGUCUCAACUCCAACUGCUCCAUCCUCAAGCUGUCAUACUUGCCAGGCCUCUGCAAAGGAACAUGCAGAAUCAACGAUUGAAAAAUUAAAACUGGAAAUUGAAGUUCUCAAACUAAGGAAAGCAGUCUUAGUGAAAGAGCUGAAAAAAUACUGGGAGGAGUAA